AUAUUAACUACUAAUUAGAGCACGAACUUUAUGUGGUUGCUACGAACUCUUGUCAAUAAAAAUAUCACAAGACUCGGAUGCGCCUGGAUCACGUAUAAUUGUGAAACAACGAGACACAAUGAACUGAAUGAACAACAAAUUGAUAUAAAAUACCUAACCUAUAAAAAUUUAAAUUUGAAAAAAAAAACAAAUAAAUAAAUUCAAUAUUUAUCCUAAAACCCGUAGGAAUUUAAGAUAGUCCCUUAUGCAAUAAUCAAGUAUUUAAUUUUGAUUAUCUAGAUUCUGGAUUGGAGUAUUCAGUUCAUUAAACUAGAGAAAUGCAGCAAACUAGUGCACCAACAUCAGCUGAUGCCUGUUUAAGUAUUGUUCACAGUUUAAUGUGUCAUCGUCAGGGAUGGGAGAGUGAAGGAUUUGCUAAACGAGCUAUCGAAUCUUUGGUUAAAAAACUUAAGGAAAAAAGAGAUGAACUAGAUAGUCUAAUUCUAGCUAUAACUACAAAUGGUUCACAUCCAAGUAAAUGCGUGACCAUACAAAGAACAUUAGAUGGACGAUUACAAGUUGCUGGACGUAAAGGUUUUCCACAUGUUAUAUAUGCUAGAAUUUGGCGAUGGCCAGAUUUACACAAAAAUGAGCUCAAACAUUUAAAAUACUGCCAAUAUGCUUUUGAUUUAAAAUGUGAUUCUGUUUGUGUAAAUCCGUAUCAUUAUGAGCGAGUUGUAUCUCCUGGUAUAGAUUUAAGUGGCCUAACACUCCAAAGUGGUACACCUACUAACGGUUCUGGUAGAAUAAUUGGUUUAAGAGAUGAGUAUACAGCUGGCGGAGGAGGAAUUUCUCCUUCACCACCAGGUUCUAGUCAGGUUAGCAGUUCCAAUAUGGAUAGUGAUGUAUCUGGAAACAGCCCAGCUGUAACUGUACAACACCAUUUACCACCUUUGUAUCACCAACAAAAUCCAGUUUCUGAUGUAUCUCAACAACCAACUGUAUCUCAAGCUGCUGGAGAUAUUGGUAUGUUUCGGCCUACUCAACAGCAGCAGCAACGUCCUAGUCAUCAAAUCGGUAUAAAUUCUCAAGUGCAGGUUAAGACUGAAUGUAAUAGUUGGAUGCCACCAGUUACACCAUCACAUAUUUCCCCCAAUAUUUCAGGACCACCAAAUAUGCCACUUCAAAAUCAAAGUAUGUUUCCAGGACAAGACGAAGAAAACUUGUUACCCAGUCAAACAAUGACACCUCAUGAUUAUCAAGGACCAACUGCUACCAUGCCUGGUACUACAACAGGUAAUCGGCCAGUACAAAGUACACUUACUUAUACACAUUCAAUGCAACCUCCUCAUCCAACAUUCUGGGGAGUAUCUGAAAUGGGAUUAAGUGGAUUAUUAUCAUCACAGCCAGCUCCUGAAUAUUGGUGUUCUAUUGCUUAUUUUGAAUUGGAUACUCAAGUUGGUGAAACAUUUAAAGUAUCAUCAACUUGUCCACAUGUGACUGUUGAUGGUUAUGUUGAUCCAUCUGGAAGUAAUCGAUUUUGUUUGGGAGCACUUAGUAAUGUUCAUAGAACUGAGCAAAGUGAAAAAGCUAGAUUACAUAUAGGAAAAGGCAUUCAACUUGAUCUUAUCGGAGAAGGUGAUGUUUGGUUAAAAUGUCAGAGUGAUCAUUCAGUAUUUGUACAAUCAUAUUAUUUGGAUAGAGAAGCUGGUCGAGCACCAGGAGAUGCAGUUCAUAAAAUUUAUCCUCAUGCAUAUAUUAAAGUUUUUGAUUUAAGACAGUGUUAUAGACAAAUGCACCAACAAGCUGAAUCAGCUCAAAAUGCUGCUGCAGCUCAAGCAGCUGCAGUUGCAGGACAUAUAGCAGGACCUCAUAGUGUAGGAGGUAUUGCUCCAGCUAUAAGUUUAAAUACUGCAGCUGGUAUUGGAGUAGACGAUUUAAGAAGAUUAUGCAUAUUAAGAUUAAGUUUUGUAAAAGGUUGGGGUCCAGAUUAUCGGCGAGGUAGUAUUAAAGAAACACCAUGUUGGAUAGAGGUACAUUUACAUAGAGCAUUACAACUUUUGGAUGAAGUAUUACACUCUAUGCAAAUUGACGGUCCAUCAAGAGUUUGAUUUAAAUGAGAAACUCCAAGUAUUUAAUUGUAGUAAGUUAUAUUUUAAGAAGUGAACAUGGUGAUUUGUUUAAAAUCAAGAAAAAUUAUCUAUUUUAUUACUGUUGUCUCAAAUUAUGUUUGACAAAUUAUUUGGAAACUUACAUUUUAUUAGUGGCCUGCUAAAAGUUGGUUUACUUAUUUUUAUUUAAAUUUAUUUAGUUCUAAUAACUACAAACAUCUAGUUCCAAGUUAUGAUUAAAAUUUCAUAAAUACUAAAAGUUA
Molecule: messenger RNA, 2353 nt
Organism: Sipha flava (yellow sugarcane aphid)
Lineage: Eukaryota; Metazoa; Arthropoda; Insecta; Hemiptera; Aphididae
Gene: Med
Product: mothers against decapentaplegic homolog 4
Exons: 13
Coding region: 318-2090 (590 amino acids)
Biological process (GO): transforming growth factor beta receptor signaling pathway; cell differentiation; regulation of transcription by RNA polymerase II
Cellular component (GO): heteromeric SMAD protein complex
Molecular function (GO): DNA-binding transcription factor activity, RNA polymerase II-specific; RNA polymerase II cis-regulatory region sequence-specific DNA binding; I-SMAD binding
Source: RefSeq, a predicted model, not a curated record